UGUGAAAACAGAUUUUUCAUUACGCGAUGAGGAAACACGGUGGUAGCCUAAUUUUUUAAUUAGUGACAGACCUCCGCUAUCAAAUACCUGUCUAUUUAGACGGAGAGUGACUAAAACUAGAACGUUUAUAGGUUUGAAACUAUUUGUCUAACAUCAUGCCAUCCAGGAGGAAUGAUUGUGGUCUUCUGGCCAGGGUAAACUUUCCCUUGUACACGUUGCAGAUGUUGACCAGCAGGCACAUCUUGGUAGGUGGUGGUGGAGGUUCUUCAAAGACAGGGGUGGCUAAUGGAUUUGAAAUAUUUGAGUUAUCUCACAAUGGAUCACAAUUUGUCGCUGAAGAAGUAACCAGACAUGAGACAGGUCCUAGUGUCGUAAUGAACUGUAAUGCACACACUGAUGGCAAAAGGACAUGGAUUGUUGCUGGCCAGGAGAGCCAUUGCCAGCUUUACAAUGUAAACACUAAAGUAGUUACUGUGGAAAAUGGGGAAGUUAUUAAAGGACCUGAUAAGGAUGGAAAGGAAGGCCUUAGGCGUAGGAAAAGCAUAGAUAAGAUAGAAGAAAUUAAAACUUCAAAUGCAAGGAUAGAGGAAAUCAAAGAUGAUAAUUCUAAUAUCAAGAGGAAAAAGUUACAGUUAAUCGUGAAGCCUGCUGACAGUGUACAGACAGAUUUUAGUGAGGAAGAACCUCUUCAAAGGAUUGUAAGAGUAAGCUUAAAUGGAAAAUUCAUGGCUACUGGUGGAACAGAUGGUCAUGUAAGAUUGUGGAAGUUCCCACAGUUACACAAGCUGUACGAUUUGGAGGCACAUACUAAGGAAAUUGAUGAUAUAGACUUCAGUCCUGAUGGUGUGCUUAUUGCAAGUAUUGCAAAGGAUGGGAAAGCUUUUCUGUGGAAUGUAAACAGUGGCACGAAGGACAAGGAAUUGACCUGGUCACCUCCUAACGCAUUGAAGUAUAUGUAUAAGAGAUGUCGUUUUCGGAAAUUGGAAGAGGAAAAGUCGAAAACACAACUGUUCAUGCUUUCCAAUGCAGUGGUAGGCAAGAAUCCCAGUUUCUUGCAAAUGUGGGACAUUGAUUCUGGAAAUAUAUUGAAGACAGCACUGUACAAAGAAACCUUAUCUGCCCUGGCAGUAUCGGAUGAUGGACAGUUUGUGGCAGUUGGAACAAUGUUCUCUGGUAGCGUGGAUGUUUAUGUCGCGUUCAGUUUGAGGAGAGCUUUGCAUGUACCUGGUGCGCACAGCAUGUUUGUAACUGGUUUAGAAUUCUUGCCAACUAAACUAGACGGCCCUGCAAUUACCAGUAACACCGAAACUGCUGUCGUUAGUAUCUCUGUGGACAACAAAAUCUGUAUACACAGUAUACCAUUCAGACAUACACUGCCAUUCUGGUUUGUCAUCAUAAUGAUUAUUCUAAGUAUCUGUAGCGCGUUCAUUUUCUGCAGCUACCUCGGAAUAUGACCCAAGACACAUAUUUUUGACACGAUUGCGAGAAGCAGUACUUUUUCCAGGAUCAUAAAUGUUAUUCAUAGGGCGAAAGAAGGAGUAGUUUGCUCAUACGCAGACGUGUGUACACGAUUUCAGUGGCAAUGCACAAAAUUAUUUACAGUUACCCAGCAAAGGGUUAACGUCUAUUUGAUGUCUAGUUGUGUAAACAACAUAGAACCGAAUGCUGCUGUGAUAAACAAUUAUGUUGCACCGUUUGGCAAGCAUUAUUGUAAAUAGACUUUUUUUUUAUUGAUUCCUUCCUCAUCUCGAUAACGAUGUCUAGAACCUGUUUUCCUUACAUCAAAAAAUAGUUUUCACAAGCACCGAGAGCAAUCUAUACCAGUUUCUUCUAGUACAGAAAUCUCGGGAGACUUGUCUGGCUAUUGAAACUGCAUUUAUUUAAUUUAUUCUGUAUAAUAUUUCCAUGUACAGAACAUAGGCACGAUAUCUAACACUGUAUGUACAUUCUUUAUCAUGAUAAAUUCUUAUCGCUGUUUUUAUUCUGUUGCCCUAUGUUUUUCUGUACUUGUUUCUUAUGUAAAUGGCCCUUGGAUUUUCGUCUCAAAAUGACAGACCAAGGUGGACUGGUCACGUAUAAACAGCAUAUACACAUCGUUUUAUUAUUUUCUUUCGCGUGACGUGAACGAAGAAUUCGUCGUAGGAAAAUGCCAUAGAACAAGAAUUUCUUUAAGAGAGAUGCUCCACCGAGUCACAAAUCAAAGUUAUACAACGGGUUGUGU
This is a messenger RNA of Dufourea novaeangliae, 2221 nucleotides long. Its product is annotated as prolactin regulatory element-binding protein. Lineage: Eukaryota; Metazoa; Arthropoda; Insecta; Hymenoptera; Halictidae. Gene Ontology annotation, molecular function: guanyl-nucleotide exchange factor activity; protein binding; GTPase activator activity. The transcript has 4 exons. Gene Ontology annotation, biological process: protein secretion. Bases 156 to 1454 code for a protein of 432 amino acids. The record is from RefSeq and is a predicted model, not a curated record. Gene Ontology annotation, cellular component: endoplasmic reticulum membrane.